This is a messenger RNA of Heterotrigona itama, 937 nucleotides long. The record is from the annotation of a GenBank genome assembly. NCBI's taxonomy places the organism in Eukaryota, Metazoa, Arthropoda, Insecta, Hymenoptera, Apidae.
AUGGCUUGCGAAGCUUGUAACGCAAAAUUCAGCUUCUUCACACGCAAGGUAACAAUCGUUGCAUUAUUCGUAAUUUUUUAUUUUUUGACUUCAUUGUCUCUGACAAUGCUUGAGAAUAAACACUUUGUUCAUUUAUCAUACUAUGCAAAUUCUUUUAGAAACAAUGCGUCGAUUGUUUAAGACAUUUUUGUUCCGAAUGUGUGAUCAAGCGAUUAGACAAGAUAUUGAACUGUGACACUUGCAACAUGUUAUCUCGAAGACCUUUAACACGAAGUUUAAUUGCACAAAUGCGUUCCAAAGAUAUACGGCAAUAUCUGUUAGCAAAGAAAAUAUCCAUCGACGGAUGUAUCGUGAUUAUUCUCCUUCUAAUCAGUCAGCUACAAAUUACGAACAAAGUGCGCAAAUUUUAAAUCGCGUGCGAGAAAUUAAUACUACAAGAGUUGGCAGUGACGAUGAAAUUCCAGAGACAGUUUCUACAAUUGAUCUUUGUUCGGAUGAAAGAGCAGAUCCUAUACGUUCGGAUGAAAAGAUGAUUUCAAAUAUUUCUAAUAUUCAACAUUCCGAUAUACUUGUAGAAACUUCUACGAAUCCUGUAAAAUUAUCCGAUAUAAAUGCAUUAUCGGAACUGGAACGUUUAAGCGUGAAACAACUGAAGAAUUUGCUAAGUACGAAUCGAGUCGAUUACAAAGGUUGCUUGGAAAGAUAUGAAUUAUUGAACAGAGCUUCCAGAUUAUGGGAAGAAUACGUACAGUCAAGAAGAACAAAAAUGGAAAAUCUGGACGAAAAUCUUUGCAAAAUUUGCUGGGACGAACCAAUUGAAUGUGUGAUUUUGGAAUGUGGCCAUAUGGCUUGUUGUUUGAAUUGUGGUAAACAAAUGUCGGAAUGUCCAAUGUGCAAACAGUACGUAGUGCGGGUAGUGCGACUUUUUAAAUCAUAA